UCUAUUUCCCUGUAUAUACAAUAAUGAUAAAACAUGCAUUAUUUAAACCAAGAUUUAUUUUAUAAAAAGCAUGUAUUUGCAGGUUUUGGUAAUCCUCUAGUUGAUAUUUCAGCAUUGAUUAAAUCUGAUGAAAUUCUAGAAAAGUUUAACCUCAAACCUGAUGGGCAAUGUGAGGUUAAUGAACAUGAUAUUUCUGAAAUGUUGAAGUUUCUGGACAGGGAGAACCAUGAAGUGAGGAAAAGCCCUGGAGGGUGUGUACAGAACACCCUGAGAAUCGUUCAAGCUCUCGUGAAACAGCCUCAGUUUUGUGUGUUCUUUGGAGGCCUGGGAAAUGACAGUGAUGGCGGGUUGUUGGAAUCAGAAGUAAAAAAGUGUGGAGUAGAAACCAGAUAUACAAAACACCCUGCGUACUCUACUGGAAAAGUGGCCGCAUUGAUACAUGGAGAUAAGCGAUCCCUUGUGGCUCACCUCGGGGCAGCAGAAGUCUAUCGCAGGGAAGACUUUGAGACGAGCGAAAAUCUCAAAAUCCUAGAAGAAGUGGUUAUAGUAUACAUCGAAGGGUUUUUUAUCACUCAUAGUUUAGAUGUUGCUCUCGAAGUCAUAAAAAUAUGUAAAUCUAAAGGUGUCAUUGUCGCGUUCAACAUCAGUGGCGCGUAUGUAGCUGAAGCUCACUCGGAGAAAUUGUUAGCGACUGUCGUUUUAGCCGAUAUAGUAAUAGGGAAUGAUUCCGAGUUCAAAGCUUUAGGAAAAAUAAUUAACUUAAGUUGUGAUACUUUGAAGGAUCUUGCCAUGGAAACAUUUUUGUUCCUAAAGAAACAAAAUAUUCCUAGUCAUAAGUUUAAGGUGGAAGGGGUGAAUGAUCUGAAUAAAGUGUUAGUCAUGACUCGAGGGAAAGCACCAGUGUACUGUGUGUUUGGAGAUGGGGAGAUUAUGGAGUUUGCUGUGCCGACAUUGGACGUUUCACUUAUAAAAGACACCACAGGGGCGGGCGACUCAUUUGCUGCUGCGUUUUUGUUGGCUUUGAUUCAAGGCAAAUCCUUGACAGAAUGUCUUGCGUUUGGAUGUGCCACAGCUCAUAAGGUUAUUCAAGAAGUUGGGGUUUAUUUAGGUGACAAAUGAUAUACUCGUCUUGAAAUGCCAUAGUCUGAAUUAAGAGCUUUAAUUGGGUUAGUUUUCUGCAACCUUUCUGUGAUAAUGUCUCUUUAUUUAUAUUAUUUAUAAAAUGUUGUUACACAAAAAUAAAGUUGUUGGUUAAAAA
Molecule: messenger RNA, 1258 nt
Organism: Macrosteles quadrilineatus (aster leafhopper)
Lineage: Eukaryota; Metazoa; Arthropoda; Insecta; Hemiptera; Cicadellidae
Product: adenosine kinase-like
Exons: 3
Coding region: 34-1119 (361 amino acids)
Biological process (GO): purine ribonucleoside salvage
Cellular component (GO): nucleus; cytosol
Molecular function (GO): adenosine kinase activity
Source: RefSeq, a predicted model, not a curated record